AGUUCCCUCCUGGUUUGAGGUGGACUUGAAGCUGACUGUCCCGUGCGCAGGUUCAAACCCUCAAGCUCCAAUUCAUCUCUGCCCUAUCCCAUGACCUAAUAUACCUCUCUCGUUCUUCGAUGGGUUAUACGUGAAGAAAAUGCUACCAAUUAGCCUUAAUCUGUGGGCUUGGACUUGCCGAGGCCAGGCCGAGGACAGCUACAAGUACGGGCUGGCUGCCCCUCAUUGUGCUCAAAUCGUCACACAAGCUGCUGGUGGAUGAAACACCCUUCCCGAAGCCAGGGCUCCAACCAAGGGCCCAGGUUGAGGGCUAUCGUCAUCAAUUCUGUCCCGCGGGAAUCCUAUACGAGAAGUGAACUGAAUGCCGGGUUGCCUCAUGACAUACAAGCCCAUCCUCUGCGGGGCAAUGAGCUCCUCACAAGCUAGCUCUCCUGACCUGCCGGCUAUUCCCCUCAAAAUGGAUUGAAACACAGACCUUCUGAUGUUCCCGACCGAUAUACCUCGGAAUUCGAACCAGAUUACACGGCGGUAAGCAAAGAACAGUUUAGCUCCCUCGUGUGUGGUCAGCACUUUUUUCAUUUAUUCCACAGCUCAAAGAUAAACAUUGUGGUGGAGCGGUGGUGCUGCGAGUUGCCGUUCGCCGGGCCUUCCUGUUUUGCUGUUGUAGUAUAAAGAGAUCGAGGUACCAAUCCUGCCCAGGAUUCCCGAGGCACCAUGACGGACGCAUUCUCCCAAGCAAGCAGGCGAUUGAGUCAGAUCAAAGAUUCCAUCAUGGGCAAAGUGGCAACCACCAUUCCCUUCGACCCGGAGUCGACCUCGUUCCCGACCCGCAAGAACCUCCCCAAAAUCGUCGGCGCGCCCGACGAGGCGGCCUGGGUCUGGGGAAAGGACGACUACAUCGGCCGGCUGAACCUGUUGACGCCCACGCGCGUCAAGGCCGCCGCCUCCCAUGAGAUCCGCACGGGAGAAAUGGCACGACUGGACUUGCCGCUGGACGUGCCGCUGCAGCCGGCCUUUGGGCGGCAGAAGUUUGAGCACAAGAUCGUGCCCAUCGCCGAGGGCAUUUCGUACGACGACAUCUACCACAUGAACACGCAGUCCGGUACGCAGUGGGACGGGUUCCGGCACUUUGCGCACGUGGCGACUCAGACCUUCUACAACAACACGCACAAGGACGACAUCAUGGGCCCGACGGCCAACGCCCACAAGUGCAGCAUCCACCACUGGUCCGAGCACGGCUUUUCCGGCCGCGGCGUGCUGCUCGACUACCGCUCGUACGCCGACAGCGUGGGCAUCAAGUACGACACGGCGACGUCGCACGCCAUCAGCUACGACGACCUGGUGGCGUGCGGCAAGCACCAGGGGCUGGACAUCCGCCCGCAGUCGCAGGGCGGCGACCUCAAGAUCGGCGACAUCCUGCUCAUCCGCUCCGGCUGGGUCGAGGACUACUACAAGCGCGCGCCCGAGGACCGCGACCGGCUCGCCCUGCGCCACGGGCCCGACGCCCAGUGGUGCGGCGUCAAGCAGGAGGAGGCCGUCAAGGACUGGCUGCACGACUCCUACUUUGCCGCCGUGGGCGGCGACGCCCCGGCCUUUGAGCGCUGGCCCACCCCGGAGAACUACUACCUGCAUGAGUUCAUCAUCGCCCUGUGGGGCAUGCCGCUCGGCGAGAUGCUCGACCUCGAGAAGCUGAGCCAGCUGUGCAAGAAGAACAAGCGCUGGACCUUCUUCUUCAGCAGCGCCCCCUUCAAUUGCCACGGCGGCGUGAGCAGCCACGUCAAUGCGACUGCGAUUUUCUAGUCCGGCACCCCUCCCCAAAAAUGGAGAGCAGCAGGUUUCUGAGAGGAACGAUCGCUGAUUGAGGCGGGAGAGGAGAGUGAGAUCUGUGCUCGAGACUUUGCUUGGGUGGGUUGUUAGGAGGAUCUUUGGUGAUGGAGGAUUGAUGGAGGGACCGGACGAGGGAUGGCUGUUGUGACCACAGGUGGAGGUAGUCGAAUUGGGGGGGAACUGUGUGUGUUUGCUCACUGCCAAUGAGAAUAUAAGAGCAUGUUGCUAUAUCUACUCAAAACGCUUGCUUGGUACGACGACGCAUAGACAACCAUGAGGCACGAGGCACGCGACAUCAAACAAGCACACGCCGCAUCCUUGAAAAAUCGUGGCUGUUCGAACGCAGCUCCAACGGCACACUCAACACCAAUCUAGUUUCCCGGCCAAGUUAUAUCUCGUCCCACAGAGCCACCCUCACAGAUAAUCCAUUGGGCGAAAUCUGGUCCCGUAGCUGCACCACCUGGGCUAUACUAGGUAUAGUUCUAUGCCUUGGCAUCCUCCUGCUUCUCUGCUGCUUCGGCUUUCUUCUCUCGGGUUUCUUGCGCGGCUUCCUGCUUCGGUUCUCCCUCGUCUGCCGUGGCAGGGGCUUCAGAUGGUGGGAUUGGCGAUGAGGGUGGUGGUGGUGCCGCUGCUGCACUGCUAACCACUGGCUUUCCC
Cladophialophora immunda is the source of this 2484-nucleotide messenger RNA. RefSeq lists its product as uncharacterized. Lineage: Eukaryota; Fungi; Ascomycota; Eurotiomycetes; Chaetothyriales; Herpotrichiellaceae. Gene Ontology annotation, molecular function: arylformamidase activity. The coding region runs from base 715 to 1800 and encodes 361 amino acids. The transcript has a single exon. The record is from RefSeq and is a predicted model, not a curated record.